Molecule: messenger RNA, 609 nt
Organism: Linum trigynum
Lineage: Eukaryota; Viridiplantae; Streptophyta; Magnoliopsida; Malpighiales; Linaceae
Source: the annotation of a GenBank genome assembly
CGUAUCGGGAGCAGAGAGGUAGCAAUGACGGGAGUGGGUUGGCUCUUAGUGGGGAAAUGCAGGAGCCGCCUUUUUCCAAGCCUCGUCAGCAUCCCAUGCCUCCGUGGAAGACAGCUGCUCCUGUGCCUGUAGGGACAUAAUGUCACCAGAGUACUCGCGGUUUCAAGCUGGCGAGGUCGCCUAAGGUCCUGCUAGGCCGAGCUGCUCGAUCAUCCCGUGAGCUGAACGAGAACUCCGGCAGGGGUAAUACCCCCAUGCGUCGCACUAAUCGCAGGACAUGGGAUGAUGGGGAUAUGCAGGAUCACUAUGCCCAACACCAACAUCAAGACAUUGGGGCGUCUGACUCCCCCGACAUUACCUUGGAUGCGACGGCAGAGCAGCUGCUUGUUGAGCGUAAGGCCAAGAAAUUCGCACCUGUUGAAGUCCGCCUUGGAAUGUUGAUCUUGGAUGAAUCAGACGAUGAUGUCACCCCACCAAUUCUCACAAGUAUCAGGAAGGGAAAAAGAGGGGUCGAAAGCCGGUGAAAUUGGGGGAGGCAAAGCUGGCAGUUGAAACUUCUCGGAAGCAAGCUGCUCCCCGCCUGGCUAGCAAGAAAGCGACUGUUGCUCA